Messenger RNA from Lasiodiplodia theobromae, 762 nucleotides. RefSeq names its product Sap domain containing protein. The record is from RefSeq and is a predicted model, not a curated record. Bases 1 to 762 code for a protein of 253 amino acids. Lineage: Eukaryota; Fungi; Ascomycota; Dothideomycetes; Botryosphaeriales; Botryosphaeriaceae. The transcript has 3 exons.
AUGUCUGCCAGCAGAGCCUCGUCCUUGCGUGCCCUCAAAUUCCUAUCCGCCCACAGCCGCCAGGUCGUCCGCAGCCGCCAGGUGCGCGGCCUGCACAUGACCGGCCCUGCCACCUUCCCGUCCCCUCUGCUCACCGCCGAGCGCCCGGCGGUCAGGCUUCCAAAAGAUAUCGCCGGCCUUCGCGCAGAGUGUGCCCGGAGGCAGCUUCCCACCGUCGGAUCCAAGUCUGAGCUUACUGAGCGCCUGACCGCCGAUUCGCUGCAGGCCCGUGGCUUCAGCUCUGCUGUCGAAACGAGCAAGCGCCCUACUGCCGACGCCUCCGCUUCCGCUUCCGCCCAGCCCGCCCGCCACUUCAACACCAGCCGCACCCUCAAGUCCGUCAACGACAGCUCCACAAUCGACUUUGCCUAUCUCCCCGAGAGCACCGCCGAGGCUGAGUCGUUCAAUGUUCGCGUCCCGCUGCUUCCGGACGUCAACUUCAACUCCCCUCGCGCCCAGACUAUCGAGGAGCUCGAAUCCCCCCAACCCAUGCGCCCGGAGAUCAGCACGGUCUCUGCUGACACGACAUAUUUCCAUGCACCUUCUGCCCUCAGCGAUGUGACCGACAAUUCUGCUAUCGAUUUCCAGGGUCUUGCUAGUGCGGCUACUUCGGCUGCGUCCAGAAGCGUUGCCCAAACCGAAAGUACCAUCAAGAGGGUCUGGAACGGUUUCCUAGACGAUCUUCUUGCCCCCAAAGCGGCCGGCUUCGCUGCGAGUCGUUAG